This is a messenger RNA of Paramecium sonneborni, 1982 nucleotides long. The record is from the annotation of a GenBank genome assembly. NCBI's taxonomy places the organism in Eukaryota, Ciliophora, Oligohymenophorea, Peniculida, Parameciidae.
UAAAUUUAAUUAUGGAGUAAUAUAUUGAUCAAGAACUAACCAUACAAUAAUUCUUCAAGUUGCAUCAAAUUACAUCGCCCUUACUCUCACAACUCAAAAGAGAGUUUGCUAUCAUCAAACAUCCAACUUUUAUUAUGAAUAAUUUACUCUAAGUAUUUUCAAUAGCAUAUUAUUAGAUCAUUCAACAUAAAAAACAUUUAACAUGCAUUGAAGCUCCUAAAUAAAGUGGAAGGACUACCUCCUGUCUAUUAAUUAUUUUGGAUUAAUUUUUAAAAUCUCUAGAUCAUUUUACUCCAGAUGAAGAUGUAAGAAUUUAUCAAACUUAUUAUAGAAUGGAUAUUAUCUCCUUAUCACUUCUGCUAGCAGAGAACAAUCAACAUAUUGCAAAAAUUUCAUAGAAAAAUUACUCUAAAAUUAUUCAUAAGAAAUUGCUUUACUUGAUAUUAAUUCACAAUUUCCUCUAAAUGCAAAAAGUAUUAUAUUUUAUACUAAAAUAUUAGAUGAUUAAUAUAACAUCGUCUUACCUCCUGUGACAUAACCAUCAAUCUUAUUUGCCACCUAUUAUUCUGUUAGUAAAUUAAAAGCUAGUGGAAAGGUUGAUAAUAAAUGUUUCUAAUUUGCCUUAUUUGAUGAUUGCAAUUUAGCAACACUUUAUGGAGGAUAAAACUAAUUAGAAACAGUUUCUAAAUGGAUUUCUAAAAAUCAAUUUACUAUAUAUGUCGGAGAUGAAAAAUUAAUUGAAGUUAUGCUUGGAAAACCUAUUACAGUAGCCAAAAUUGAAGAAGAUUAAGAAGAAUAGGAAUAAUAAGAUUAAACCAUUCAACAAACUAAAUGUGAAUUACCAAAUCUUUUUUAUUAUUUCUAUUCAGACUUAACUUAAUAACAAAUUGUUGUUUAUAUCACUCUGAAACUAAACCUUAUCUAAGGUAAAACACUUAUUAUAGUUUAAAAUUUAUUCGAGAUUUAUUAUUUACAAUUACUAUUUUAAAGAUGUAAUAUUGAAAGAUUUUAAAUUUAUAAUCAUGAAAACCCAAAGACACUUAAAUAUUAUACUUUAUCAACUUUCAAUACUGGUGUAAUUUAAAUACUUAUUGCUACUGCAAAUGUGUUUUUAGACCUAGAGAAUGAAUUUUUUGAAAGAACAAAGUAAGCAGAGAAAAAAUCAAAAUAACCUUAUACAUUAAAAAAAUUAGAUAAUAUUAUUUUAUAUAAUUUAUUACCAAAUGAAUUACCAGAUCAAAUAUUAAAAUCUGUAUCAAAUACAGUUUGUAUUGCAUCUAAUAAUGAGUAGAAUGUUGAAACAGUAAUGUAAUUUGUAAAUAAAGAAUAUAAUAAUAUUAAUUGUAAAGAAUAUCCAAUAAAAUAAAAUGAAAUAGAAGCAUUUCGAUAUCGUAUUGAGGAUACAACAAAGAAUAUAUCUAAAUAUUAAGUUAAGAUGGCAGAGUAGAUAGAUUUUAAAAAGAAGAUGCUAAAAUCGCCAGAUUUAGGAGAAUAUUUUUAAUAAAAUUAGAAAGAGAAAGAAUUAUUAUAAGAUUAAAUAGUAUAAUUAAAGAAAAAGUUAAAUAGAUCGUCAAUAUAAUUACCUUAAGGUAUAGAAAUAUCAAAAUAAUAUAGGACCUGUGCCUGAAUAUUUGUUACCAGAAUUCAUAAAGAAGCAGAGGAAGAUGCAAGGAGAUUAAUCUAAAGUUAGAGUUCUAGUGAGAGUUCAUGAUUAGAAUCAUGAUAAAUUAAUAAAGAAAAGAAGAUUAUUGAAUGAGGAAAUGAAUAAUAAUAUGUUACCUGAAUAGGAAGAGAAAGAAAAGGCAAAGAAACCUGAGAACUAAUAUGUUACAAUAAAUUAAGAUGAAGAAGAUCCAGAAUUGGUAGAUUCCUCCAGAUUAAGACCUAUAAGUGGUAAGAAGGUAUGGAAAUUGAAACAUGGAUUUAAAUUGAAAAAGAGAAAUAAGAGAUUGGAAAAGAAAGGAGUUUUCACUACAUGAGUG